AUGCUGGCCACUCUCUACAACAUCACCGCAAUUCUAUUGCUAACCUAUGCAGGUAAUUGCUUGAAGUUUAUUUUCAAUAGAUUUUUAGGAAUUUUUGAAAAUAUUAAUGAGUUUUCCAAGGGUUUCUUUGAUAAUGUGGGAAAAAUACUAUUGGAAAAGGCUGAAGUGGCUUUCAUAGGGUUUUGAGUUUCUAGUUAUUCUAAUUCCUUCGCGCGCGGCUUUUUCGCGUCCCAAGCUGGCCGUGAAUCGUCUAUAUUGGCUUUUAAUCGAUAAAGUAAAGUUUAAAUCAGUUUCUACACAGUUCCUUUACAACAGCUUUUCUGAGAUUCCCAAAUUCAAGAUAAGUCGAGAGAUUGAAACUUCAAAAAACUUUUGGCGCAAAAAAUGCGUUUUUGAACAUACCCCUUUGUGAAUGGACUAUGAAAACGUUGCUGUUCCUAAAUGAUAUUCCUUCAAUUUUUCCCACAAAGUUUACCUUCUUCCCUCCGUAACAGAAUAUCCGUUCCGUCGCCUUCUCUCCGGCGUUCGAAACAAAAAGCCAAUCAAAAAAGGAGAAGGAGGAAAAAGCCGCGCGCGAAGGAAUUAGCGUUAUUUUGUCUGGGCGGCUCUGGGAAAAACAGCAAAAAAAAGAAAUUCGUUGAAGAUACAUUUCACUUGGGAAGGAAGGAACGGGUAGGAAAACAACACAAGCCAAAAAAUGCCUUUCCAACUCUUAUCGCCUUCUAAUUGUUCCCUUGAGAAUAGUUAAAAAGUUGAAAAUGGGCUCGUUGGGAAAUUUAUAACGUACAAGAGUAAUGUAUUCCGUGCUGACUGAGUUUCUGCGUCGUAGUCUCUUUUAGUACGCAAUCGAUGAUCCUUUGAAUUACUUCUCUGUUUUUACUUCAUAAUGAACUUUAUAAUUUUUACUUCCCUUAAAGUUUAAUUUUUACUCGGUAUUCAAAAUCAAUUUUUGAGAGUUACUUGAAAGAGGUCCAGGUUCUGAAUGAAAAAUAUUCCAAUUUCGAAGCCUAAAAAAUCCGUAAACCCACGGUCCUAGAAAUCCUGUUCACUAGACGAUUUUAAGUGACCACUUGAGAGUUAGGAGACGAAAAAAAUGGGCAAAUGAUCUUUUUUUUUUACUCAAUAUACUUUUUCAAAUUUAUAAGAAGUACACGAUAGUCUCCAGUUGUUUCUUUGUAGUUCAGAUGUCUGAAAAUGACACCAGAAAAACUUCUGAAUGUAGCAUUUUCCACAAAAAUUCCCUCAAAAAAGGCUGGAAAUCAUCGAGAAUGGGAAGUUCUGGUCAAUAUAUUCAAAUUUCUCCUCUUUCGAGCAGCUGGGCCAAACUGGCAAAGAACGAAAAACUCGACGCACUCUUGCGCACUAACACAAUUCCAAGUAAGUACCUUUAGCCGUCGAGACAAGAAAAAUCGUUGGUCCAAAAAAAGGAAAGUUCCCCGAGGAAAAUUUUCACAUUUUUUGGAAAAACAAAACGCCUUAUUGGGAAAACUUUUAGUGCCUACUAUAGAGGUUCGCCAAGGACUACUUGGAGAGGACGCUAAAGAGGCCACUAAAACCACCUUUAUAGAGGCCACUAUUUGUUCAUUAGUGGUAACUUUAGUAGUCUUAGUCCUUCAGUAGUACCUCUUAGAACGCUAUAGUGGCCACUAAUUAUUAAACCCUAAAGUGGCCGCUAAUUUGACUACUAUAGUGGCCACUAAAACGUCAAAUCCCUAUAGAGGCCACUAAAAUAUUUCCCAGUGAUUUUCAAUCUGAUGAGCAAAGCACUGGGCAUGACAAACAUCUUCAAAAUCGUUGCUUUUAAUGCGUCCGACCCAAAACGACUUCCGUAAAUCGGCAUUCUGCCUCUUGAAUGUCAAUAAAAUAUAUCGCAAUGCUUUGAGCCAUUCCAAAUGCGGCAGGGCAAAUCCUUUUUAUUCGAAAGGAGUGAUAUUUCCGGAAUAGAUUUUUUUCUUGAAGACGACUCAUUUUUCUUCGCCUGACAUACAUUCCGAUAUUUUUUAUCUAGCCCAAACCGAGACUUCCUUUUCGAAACGCAUCGAAUCUCGAAAAGAGAGACACUUUCGAGAUGUUUUUUUUUGCCCAGCCAAAGUGAUGUGUGAUGGCAUUCGACAAGCCGAUCUCAAAAUCUCAGAAACUGAACGAAAAGCUUCGAUUUCUUUUUUCUCCAGGCGGGCGCCCUUUGGGACGUGGCCUUGCAAGCUUUCGCCGUUCGUCGAGUUCAUAGAGUAAAAAAAAAAGAAUUUAAAAAUAUUCUCAAAAUAAAAAAAGAAAACUGAGAAGGCUAGAAAACUAUAAAGACAAAUAUGAAUGCCCUAGUUUUUCGUCCUGUUAGCACAGGUUUCCGGCUGAAAGACAGCCGUAAAAAGAAUAUACUAUGAAAUGAUUACGUUACGCACUUUCACGUUAUUAAAUCUAAGCAAGUUUCUAAAAAUCUGUGGAGAACUUUUUUUUUAGCUUCAGAGCGCACUUUCUCAAAAAAAAAAAAGCCGAUGCUAAUUCUUCUAUUGACAACCGUAAAAUGAUACAGGAAAUUAGUUUCACCACCGUCGACUGAGAACCUUGAAUAGAGAAUCAUAAAUUGCAUUCUAAGACAUCCCAUGGAACAUUAAUUUCCAGAUGCAGACGAUAGUGUGAUGCGGUUGUACAGAACGAUCCUCAAGGACUACAACAACGAGAUCCGGCCAGCAGUUCAUCCAUCGGCUCCGAUAAACGUCACCUUUGUCUUCUCUCUGACUCAAAUUAUCGAUGUGGUGGGUUCAUUUAUCGGAAAUUUCCCCGCUAGACGAAAUUUCCAACCAUUCACCAUGCAGAAACUAACUGAUAGGCCCAAAUUUUUCCAGGACGAAAAAAACCAAGUUCUCACGACCAACGCUUGGGUCCGACUACACUGGGUCGAUUACAAGCUCGUCUGGGAUCCGCGUCUUUACGGAAACGUCACUCGACUACACAUUCCUAGCGAGAAAAUCUGGAAGCCCGACAUCAUUCUUUACAACAAGUUUGACCUUUCUUCAAAGAGUGAACUUCAGAAAGCACAAAAACCCUAGAAUCGAGAAUUUCUCUUUGUUCUCUUGAACGCUUGGUCAAAAAAAUCUCUGAAAAAUAGCCAAAUUUGGUGAUAAUCUUCCAAUAUUGUUUCCCAAUAACUACCCCUUCUUUCUCAAAUUGUUUCAUCAAGUGACCACUUCAGUGCCGAUGCUCAAUACAUGAAAUCCGUCAUGUCGACGGAUGUGAUCGUCGACUAUCUAGGCAACAUACGAUGGCCACUAUCCGCCAUUUUUACGUGAGUUUUUCGUGAAAAAAAAAUAGUGAUGGGUAUUCCAGAUCUUCCUGUCCUCUAGACGUCAAGCACUACCCUUUCGACCGCCAAACGUGCCUUUUGAAGUACGCCAGCUGGGCCUACGAUGGCACCAAAAUCAACCUCGUGUUGACCUCGGAGAAAGGUUCGAACUUCGCAUUAAUGAUGAUGGACCAUAUUCGACCUCUUCUUGGUAGAGCUUCAAAGUUCGAGAAGAAGCCCAUUUAAAAACAGCUCAAUACAAAAAAUGCCAAUGUCUUGAAGUAUUUUAGUCUCCUACAGCUUGGUUAAGCCAAUCCAAAACUAGAAAAACUUCUUAUUUUUAAGUUAAUCCAGCUCAAAAGCCAAUAGGUUCCCUGCGAAGAUAAGUAUGCUACAAGGGCAAACCUACUUCAAGCUUAGUCAAGUAAAAACUGUGACCUAGGAGUUGAACUAGCUCAUCCGAAGUUUGUACAGCUCACAAGCCAAGUUGGAACCAAAGUUUUUCCGAAACUCUUUAAAGUUAGUCCAGCGAAACUCAUCAAACUUCCAGGCGACGACAGCAACUACAUAACCAACACGGAGUGGAGUCUGAUAGAUAUUCGCGUCGAGAAGAACGAGGUCAUCUACAGCUGCUGUCCAGAACCCUACCCCUUCAUCGACGUCCAUGUCACCAUCGAACGUCGCGCCAUGUUCUACGUUUGUUUCUAACCUCCUCCAGCUCCAACUUUCCUCUUUAGGUCUUCAAUCUCAUCCUGCCCUGCGUGCUGAUCAGCUUGAUCGCAUUGAUGGGCUUCUACAUGCCGACAGAUUCUGGGGAGAAGGUCACUCUAGGGAUCACUUCAUUGCUUUCGACCACUGUCUUUCUGAUGUUAGUAGCCGAGGGGAUGCCGCCAACCUCAGAAGCUUUACCUUUGAUCGGUUGGUUUAAGCCUUUUCCGACCUUGAAAAAAUAAAAGCCAUGCUCCGCCUUCGAUUAUUUUCGGAUUAUCUUUAAAAGCGGAGUGUACUCGGACGUUUCCGAGCUUUUUUAGUGAACAAUAGUACUAAAGGGAUCACUAUAAAAGCUGAGAAACGUCCGUAGUGCGUCCGUUUUGCGUUAUUGAGAGUCUCUUCAAUAGUGUAGUAUUGCUGAGACGUUGAAAAGCGCAAAAGUAGUCCGAUUUCGCGUAAAAAAUUUUUUCUGAAACUAUUAAAGGCGCCUGGCUUAAAAGAUUUUGCAUAACUUAAAAUCGUAUGCUUCUUUAAAAACCACAAAGACAACUUAAAGGCGCGAGUAGUUUCAAUAUUAAGAAGUUCUCUUUUUUAAAUAAACUUUUUAGGAAUCUACUAUGGCGUUACAAUUAUGCUGGUAGCUUUGGGAACCGCUAUGACAGUUUUCACGGUUAGUUCACAAAUCAAUUCGUGAUUAAUUACCCAAAACUUUAGGUGAAUAUCCAUCACAACGGUGUACACGGUAAUCCUGUGCCGCCGUUGCUUCAAAUUUUCGCCUUUCGGUUUCUGUCAAAAGUUUUGUUCGUCCACAUUGAGCCAUUCCAUUCGAUAACACAUCACGUUCGCCACAUGUACGAGGUGAGUCGAAAUGUCCCUCGGAAUAUAUUUGACAGAAAGAAAAGCUUAAGUAGCACUGAGAGAAUUUUUUAGCUCCAGAAGCAGUAAAAAUUUGUCAAUGACAACUUCUCGCCUCUGAAAAAACUUAUCUAAAAACAAAAAACCGUGCUUUGAAAAAGAAAAUUAAGUUACUUGUCCAAUUUUCCGUACUUUUCCGUCGGAAACAAAAAAUUUUCGACUGUGGAAUUUGUAACUCAAAAUUUAAACUCCUCGUAAACUGGAGAAUCACAAGGUUUGAAAACUUCUAAUCGAAAAUUACUGUUUUUCAAUCCGAUAGGAGCGUAAGCCAGUUAAAAGUGAAGUCCGAGCUCUCAACAAGAAAAUCAGGACAAAAUUUCCAAGUCUACUUCAGUCCCUUUUCUAUCGUUAACCUAUUCAAGUCGAAGUCCAACUCACAGAAGGAGAACCCUCACGAGCGUCGUCGCUCGAGCAGCUACCAACUGAAGCCAACGCAAGAACUUCCACUGGAGACAAGCCCCUCGACGACCGCCCUGUGUCAAGUUCAUCGACGACUCAUCGAGCAGGAGAACAACAACGAGGACGACGAGGACACUCAAAGUCCGUCUUCUCCAAGGAGUCACUCGGUUCCAGACAAGUCGACGCCGGUCCAAGGGCGAAAAACACGCUUUUCACUAUCCACAGGGAUUGGAACACCGCCUCGGGUCAAAAAGGUAGAUUUUUCGUAAAUUUGGCGAAAUAGAGUUGAGAAGCUUUUAGGGACCACUUUAGUUGAUUUAGUUAAGGUAAAUAUUCUUGAGGCUGUUGUGCUUGAUGGAAACAACGAGCAUUUUAUUUUUCAAAAUCUGAUUUUCCGCAUGGAGAUCAGAGUACGGCCGAAUCAGUUCAAGCAUUUCAAAAAUAAAGAGUGUUACAGAACGAAUUUUCACAUAUAGUUUCAAUGAUGAAGCUUCAGAAAAGAAGGAAAAAUUGAAUAAUCAAUUACAGGGUCAAGUAGGCGUUAAGGCUGCGAAUCGAAUCAAGAACUUUGACGUAAUUCUUCUUAUUUUUGCUUGUUAAUUUUCAAAACUGAAGGUUCAGGAGGUUAAUAAUUCAACCAGUCAUUUCAAACUCCUCUGAGCCUUCAAAAGAAAAUGCUAUCGCUUUCUUUCAAGCUUCAAAUUUUACAGCAAGAUUUUCGAAAAUUCCUCUCACUUCCUAAGCCUUUCGCAGCUAUCGCUUGCACCCAAAUGCUUUCCUGCUUCUCUAAUUUCUCUUUUCUCAAAAAAAUGAAGUCAAUAUCUUAAAAUGCCUUUCAGGUGUCCUUUUCCACCACGACACGCAACGAUUCGAUGGAUUCGCCAAUUUAUGGCAGGAAGUUCGGGCAAACUCAGUGGGUUUUUCGAAGAUUUAAAGAUCUAAAUAUCUUUUCCGAGGAGACUAGAAGGAAAAAUGAGAUGAUUACUGCCUAGAAGCAAUUUUCACCGGUUAGAGAAAGGGGGAAGAAGUUUCAAAAGCACAGAAAAGAUCGGAAAAAUACGUAAAGUAGUCAUGAUCUCUCAAGAAAGCUUCUCGGUUUCUGAACCAUCUUUGGAAGGAAAAAUACAAGUUUUUCUCAAUUUCAAUGUCGCGUCUCAAGAUGAAACUCCAAAUUCGGUAGAAACUUGGAAAAGUUCUAUGCUUCAUUCGCCACCGUCUGACAUCUCUGCGCUCUCUUUUUGAGAGGUCGUGGAGAAUAGAGCACACUGAAGUGACCACUGAAUGAAGCCUCAAAUUAGUAGGUUGAAGUCAAAAAGGAAUGCAUCAUUUUUCCAUAAGAUCAUAAGAUUUUUCCAUAUUUCUUUACUUAGAUUUUUUUCUGGAUUUUUUUUUCAUUUCAACUGUCUUUCUAUCUAUUUUUCGUGUUUCUUUAAAUAAAAAAACUAACUUCCAGGGAGCCGGAACUGCCGAAGUCGCCAGCUCGACUGGUUGGGGACGUCUUCGAGGAGGAGUUCCUUCGGGUGAUGGCUCAGGUCCACGCCGUCAUCGAACGCAACGAGAUGCGGGUCGCCGAACGCGACAAACGCGACGCCAUUGCUCUCGAGUGGCAGCAGGUCGGCAAGAAGUCUGAAAAGGGAAAAUUGAGAAAAAACUGUUAUUGUCAGCUCGACACAGCUUCCUAAAUUGUUGAAAGGCGAAAAAAAAACUUCAUGGCUAAAAUUGUCACUAAAACAAAUAUUCUCACUCAGUUAACUUUCCGAAUGCAGCCGUCGCUUUUAAAAACACGCUUCGGACGUUUCUGAGCAAUUCUAGGAAAUCACAUCCUUCUAAAAUUCCAAAAAGGAGAAACUUCUCAACACAAUAAUCGCGACUAGAGCACAUAUCUAAAAUUUGGCGUCCGUACUUUUAAAUCAACAGUGAGGAUAAGUUAUUUUUGUAAAGGAUUUUAUUUUAUUUCAUUUUCCGAGAAGCUCGGCUAAAAAAGCCAUAAGAGUGAGGUCAUACUUUUUUUCUUGAAAAUUUUUGAUUUUUCGAUAAAAACUCGGACGUCGGUAACGCAAACCGGACGCUCCCCGGACGUUUUUUGAGCAGUUCUAGGGAUCACUUAAGAGUUCUGACGUUACUGAAAUGGUCUCUGAAAAUGCUCCUACACGUCCGGGACGUGUCCGGUUCGCGGUGCCAAGGUGCGAUAUCGAAAAAAAAAAAAUCAAGAAUCUUUCCAAGAAAGGGAGAAAGGCCUCACUGUUCUGGAUAUGUGAUAUGUUAAAAAGAUAUCAAUUGGAAAUUCCUGAAUUCUUGAAAAAAACCAGAAAAAAAAUCUUUCACCUUUUCGUUUGACCUUUGGGAGAUGUUUCGCGACAUAUGACUUAGAAUAAGAUUUAUUUAUUAUUCUAUAUUUUCCUUUAAGAUGCGUACUCUUCAAAUGUUUCAGGUAGCAAUGGUCCUGGACCGAUUCCUCCUGCUCGUCUUCUUAAUAGGCACCACGACGGCGACAUUUUUGAUAUUAAACCAACGUCAAAUUUUCGAGGACUAA
Messenger RNA from Caenorhabditis auriculariae, 7838 nucleotides. The record is from the annotation of a GenBank genome assembly. Lineage: Eukaryota; Metazoa; Nematoda; Chromadorea; Rhabditida; Rhabditidae.